Molecule: messenger RNA, 4472 nt
Organism: Diachasmimorpha longicaudata
Lineage: Eukaryota; Metazoa; Arthropoda; Insecta; Hymenoptera; Braconidae
Product: nuclear exosome regulator NRDE2
Exons: 7
Coding region: 330-3266 (978 amino acids)
Biological process (GO): negative regulation of RNA catabolic process; regulatory ncRNA-mediated heterochromatin formation
Cellular component (GO): catalytic step 2 spliceosome
Molecular function (GO): protein binding
Source: RefSeq, a predicted model, not a curated record
CUUAUUUUCAAAAUAAAAAUGGCGUCGGCAUGUAUUGAUGUAAAUAAAUAACAUAAAUACAGAACUUGAUUAGAUUCUUAAGGAAAACAAUCAAUUCCAGUGCACUGGUGAAUGGAGUCCUCGAAAUAAAGUGUUGUGCAUGAAAGAUUUCAUCAGUUACCAGUAACAGUGAAAAAUAAUCGUUAAUAUGUUGUUCUGAAGGUUGUAUUGAGGUUAAAAACGUCCUCAAUAUGACAGUACGUAAAUAAACCCACAGUCAUGAAAUUGGAUUUCGCUAAAGGAGUGACUCAGGUUUCCAAUUAGACAAUAACUAAUUAUUAAUCAUCGACAUGUCGUUGUUUCCGGCUUACGAAACCACUACUCCCUCUCAAUCAUCGGAGGUUGAAAUUGUCGACAGUCGGAAUGACGCAAUUUGGUUGAAGAACUCGAGCUUUCAGGCGGAGAUAAUCCCAGGGUCUCCAGUUAUAUCCCCGUCCUCUGAUUCCUCAAAUGACGAGUUCUUGGAAACUCCCGGGGAAAAGGCACCGCCCGUGAUAUCUGUGAAUUCUGACAUCGAGGAGACUCAUCGUUACUCACCUCCUCCGCCAAAGAAACGCAGAAAAUCGAAGAAACGCAAGUCGAGUAAAGAAACAAAAUCGAAAAUUAAAUACGAACUAGUGGUUGAUAACGUGUACUUCGAUGAUAGAGUUCGAGACAAGGGCAACUUGAGGGUGGACACCCUCUGUUCACGAGCAAGGCCCCUCUACAGUUCUUCCUGCAAAACCCUGGGCCUCGCCUCUGUCAAGUACAAGAAAAAACAACUGUUGCAUCGAUAUUUCGCGUUAAUUGCUGAUUCAGCUAAAAAAUCGUCAAAAAAAUUCAAGGCCGAGCGUCCGACUCCCCAGAAUGAUCCCCAGGUGUCACAAGAGUUCCUCAACAGUCUGCAGCAAACCAAAGAAGAGGAAACAAGGCAGAAGAUUAAGGAAUUCAAUGAACAACUACUAGAAGACCCUCAAAACGUCGACCUCUGGGUCGAAUACAUAAACUUCGAGGAUCGAGAUCAGAAUUUCGAGAUGUGCCCUCACAGCAUGAAAUUGGAGACGGUAAAAUACCAGAGGAAAUUGGCGAUAACGGAGAGGGCGUUGGAGAGCAAUCCGAAUUCUCCCCUUCUCUUGAAAUACAAACUCAACUUUCUGAGUGAAUUAUCCCCAGCAGAUCAAUAUUCCUCUCAGGUGGAGCAUCUCAUCUCGAAGGAUCCAGGCAACCUGAUACUCUGGCAAGCCCUGAUAACUGCCACGAGGUCAUCAAUUGCCCUCUGUACAGCCCCAAAAGUCCUCGCUUUAUAUUCGAAAUGCUUCGCAAGUCUGCAUUUGUGGUCCAGAUCCACUCCACAAUUAUACGACAGUAAUUUACUCCAAAUGUUGUACCAGUGUCUGAUAUUCUUGAGGCAUGCCGGUCUCUGGGAGCAGAUGUGGGAGGCCCUGAGGAUGCUCUUGACCCUGAACCUGGGGAUCCCUAGGGAUUCCCGGAAUUUCAAGGAUUCGAUCGACGAGAAGAAGCUAAUUGGAAUGGAGGAGGUCAUUCUGACGUCACAAUUGCCUCUAAAUCAAUUAUGGCUUCGAGUGGAACUACUCAGGGAGAAUUGCCACUGGAUGACUAUCCAGAAAGAGGAUGUGGAGUUAAUUGGUGAUUCUCACAGGUUUAUCUCCCCCGAAGACGUCACCGAAUUUGUCCAUCCGUUGUUAUCAACCGGAUCUAAUUUUAGGCUCAGUAUACUCGCACUUCUGGCACUUAAAGUUCCACUUUUGCCAACGAGACACGUGAUUCUAAGUGAACUGGGAAUGACCGAGUGCAAUUGGGGAGUUGAUUCUGCUGAAAGCCUUUUGCCUAUGUUGUACCCUUGUGUGGGUGAAGUGGCUGGACAUCAGGAGAGAAUUUGUUUAUUGAAAGGGUUGAUUGAGGCGGGAAUAACGAGUGGACCUCAGUGUUUGAGGUACCAUCCUGCCCAGGAGGGCUUUGUGGAUUUCAUUCGGGAUGCAUUUCGAAUUAUCGCUGAGAAGUUGAACUUGAAGGAAAAGAAUCAGAUCUAUGUCUGGUGGAUGAGAUUCGAGAGGAGUUUAGUGGGAGUUCAGAAAUCCCAGGGGAUCAGAAAUGAGAAAAGUCUUAAAAAGUUGAAGGGGAUUCUUAAAGAGUUUUUGAAGAAAGAGGAGAACAGAAAUAACUUGGAUUUUUAUAGGGAAUAUGCUGUCAUUGAGAGAGAGAUGGGGAGGUGGGAGAACUGUAUGAGUAUUCUGGAGACUGCUAUCGAGAGCCGGGGAAAUGUGAUAUUAGGUAUUAAAAAUGUCGAUGAACAGAAAUGUGUCUUGAAUCUUUAUAGAACACUUCUGGAGUGUCUAUUGGAGACGAGGAAUUGGGAUGUGAAUAAUAAGACGAGGAUCAUGAAAAUUUUCGCACAAAUGUCUUCUGGAACGUCUGAAGCAGAACAAAUGUGUAGGACUGAGGAGUAUUUGCGGGAUUCGUACGAGGAAUUUAUUAACGCUCCAGAUAUCCUUGAUGCUGGAUUAGGCGAAUAUUUUCAACCUAAUUUCUAUUGUGAUGCAGUCAUGUGUUAUGUUUACUUUCUGUACAUUGGUGGGAGGGAUUUCGAAGAAAUUGACAGGGUAUUCGACAGGUGUAUCGAGAGGUCAAGGACAAAUCGAUAUUUAGAGGAAAUCUUUUACGAGGGGGAAUUAAUAUUCAAGCAGAUGGUGGGCGAACACAGCGGGAGGAGAGUGAAAGAUUUGAAGGCGAGCUUGGAUAUCGCUUUGAACAAAUUUCCUGACAAUUUCUAUAUGUUGUCAGUGUCUUCUGCUUUCGAGAGUGAACUUCCGAACUGGUGGGUUCGACCAUCAACCUCAACAACACGAGUUUGGCCGGCCAUCUCCACAUGUCUAUCAGGCAGAGCACGUCUCAAUUCCAAGGUCUGUCAAAAUGAUGACAUAGCUAAAACUGCAGCACUCAACAAAUUACUACACUUCCACAAAAGGCUCUCGAAAAUACCUGAAAUUCGAUGCUGCCCUUUGAUAUGGAGACUGUACAUGCUGUUACUACGAGAACACAAUCUCUGUGAGAAGAGCGGGGAGGAAAUUUAUCAUGAGAGUGUGGCAUCAUGUCCCUGGGCUAGAUGCAUUUACAUUGACGCUGCCGAGAUUGCGCCUCAACUUCUCACACAAAUUCAGGAUGUUAUCAAAGAGAAAGAUUUACGAAUGCAUGUCACACCUGAAGAGCUCGAUAUUCUCAGGGGAUGAAUUGUAUUCAGCGUUACAAUUUUCAUCUAGUAGAAAUUUUGGGAGUGAGUCUAUUUUGCUAUGUCAGGGAUUUAUGUAAAAAAUCAACGAAAAUUUAUAAACAUUUGUUAUUAAAUUAAUAGAGAUACAAUUUCUGUUUAUUUUCGAAGAUUUGCGAUAUAAACUUGCAUACAUUCUUUUAAGGAGACCAAAAUACUCAUCAAUAUUUGCAUAGUCAUUUUUACACCUCAAUCCUCAAAAUAUUAAUGAAUGAAUGAAAUUAAGCUGUGAAGGGGUUAAACAAGGUACGUACAUUUGACCACACCUCAGCUUUCAAUCAAUAAAUCAUAAAUUAAAUGAGAUAGAGAAAUUUUCCUUGAAAUUUUUUUGUAGAACGGAGUGAGUUGCACAAGAGUUCUUCAUAAAAAUUACGUCGAUUUCCUCCCUUUACUAAAUAUUCCAAGAUAACUGGACAAAAUCCACGUACUUCUUCUUACCCUUUCGAUACAAAAAUGUUCCAACUGACGAUAUUUUCCUACAAAAAUCAAUAAAGAGUCCCUAUCGUAUCUCCCCACCUUACGAAGCAUUUCGACAGCUCGAAUGCAUCAUAACAUAACCUUAAUGAUCAGCUGAAGACGUAGAAUUGGUCAGUGAUGAAGGAUUCUCUCUGAAACCAACUUGGUGGAGGAAAAAAAUCCCUUCCAACUAUUUUGGUUGCCCUCAACAUCGGCUUCUCCUAUUUUUACUCACGAGAGCCAUGUAAUAUACACGAAAACCUCUUUUAAAAUGGAUAAAAAAGCUGUGGUAGUGGCUGGAGAGGCUCCAGAAUCCGACGAGGAUAACCUGGAUAUAAAAACGAAAAGUCAUGAAGUAUUUGACAAUUCAAGGGUUUGGCUUUCAAGUAUCUCCCUAAUGCAUCUGGAACAAUAAUAUCUGGAGAAGCUACCGAGUCUGACGACGAUGGGGGUAGUUUGAGCAGUGCAAGUGUGGCAAUAGAUGUAACCGCUUGUCCUCCUUAUGUGAACGUGGGAUCAGGGAAUGACAGAAAGUUUAUAAAGUACAACAGUUUACUCCACCAUAAAUUACUUGUAUUAAAUAUCAGAAGAGAUUCUUCUAUUCUUAAAACACUAGAAAUCAAUGUAAAAAUUAGAAAGUUAAGUCGUUCAUUAUCAAAUGAAUUUAUCACAAUUGGUAAUAAUAAUAUUAAUGUGGUUUUGCGUUUUUGGC